GUGACCACAGUGACCGCUGCUCGCUCUGUGCUCAGCUCCACUGUUGCUAACGGCAACCAACGGGAGACCCAAACAUUGGCCGCGGUGAGCGCCGUGAGUGGGUGGCACCUGGAGGGGCUUCAUGGAGAACCUUCUGGACAUCCGAGAGUCGGAGGAGUCGGAGGAGGAGGAGAAGCAGGAGGCUGAAGCAGCCGGGGCCCCGGUGGCCGAGCAGAGCCCGGACGUGCCGAGCGAGGCCGCUCCCUGCGACCGCGACGUCUGUGACGGGGCCAGGCGGCGGGAGGGAGAACUUCGCUCACAGGAGGACGUGGCGACUUCGUGCCGCUCCUGCGGCCGCCCCAGCGAGUGGCUGCUUCACGUGGCCGCCGGCGGCCCUCCUGAUCGCACGUGGUUCUGCUGCCAGGCGCUUUGGGAGACGGCGCGAGAGGCGUGGGGUCACGAGGUGCGGGCUCCAUGGCACGACGAGGAUGCGGAAGGUUCCAAUCGCGCAGUCCUCGUCCAGGAGCGGAGGGAUCGCAUCGUGGCGCGGAUUCUGGAGCGACAGGACGAGCUGCACCGCACCCUCUCGUUCGCGCUGCCCGCCCACCCCGCGGAGCCGCACGCCGCCGCCGCACGGCAGCCCGGGGCCCGGCCACACGCACGGGGACCGCUCAUCCCCGGCGACGUCUGUGCGCAGCGCGGAGACGUCGUGGAGCGCUUCUAUGAAGGCGGACGCAAGUUUUCGACCUUUUUUGCAGACGGGACAGGGCAAGUGCUGUAUCCUUCUGAAGCCCGCAGAGCGCGGAUAGCCAUCAAGGUGCGGGAUCGAGCCCACGACCUCUCGCAUACCAGGCGAGGAGGUGACCACCUCGCCACGCGGCGUUACUCGCGUGGAGCCUUGACCGCUUUGGCGCUGCGGGGCCAGGGACCCGGCGGGCCGCGUGGUGCUGCAGGCCGUGCGGGGCCCGGGGGGACCCCUCGUGUGGGUCGCGUGGGCCCAGGGCGGCCGCGUCCUCGCCGUGCUUGGGGCCGCGGGCGGAGGCGCCGUGUGUGUGUCAGCCUCGGGGGGCGUCCGGCUGGUGGUCACGCCGAGCGGGGGCCGGUGCUACGGCGCGAGGGGCUGGGAGACGCGGCGCUGGCUCUGGGAGGAUGCGGCCGGGCACCACGCGCACCACGGGCACCACGCGCACGCGCCGCCCCUGCAACCCGUGGACGUGCCGCUCGGUGCCCGCGCCCCCCGGGUCCGGCUCCUCACGCGGGAGGACGCGGUGCUGACCUACGUGGCGCGCAACCGCAGCGUCCGUCUCCGCGUAGCCUACCAGCCGCCGGGCGGCGGCGAAGCGACGGAGAGAGGCCCGGACUCCGCGGCCUCCGCGGUCACGGAGGCGAGCGACGAGCGGGCGCUGGGGGCCCUCGUGGCCAGGAUCCGGGCGGCGCUCGGCGGGCUGCGCCGGGCCGGACGAGCAAGCGACACCAACGCGGAGCGACCAAGCCGCGUGGCUUAGAUCGGCGCCACGCGCACGGCAAUGGACAUCGCCUGGCCUUGCUUCCUCGCCGGCAACGGACGCCUCGAGUGGUGAACCUUCGCUCUGUUGGAGGUCACUCGUGUUCCUUUGCUGCCCCCCACGGUGUAGGGAAGCCGAUCCCCCCGGCCACCCGUGCCGUAGACCAUCUCCACUGUUCCGUUCCAGGCUCAGGAACUUCGGAUCACCCCUCCAGCCUUAUUCAUAUUCUAUGGGUCUUUCGGUAAAGCCACGUAGAUAGUAAAAUAAUAAAAAUAUCACGACGUUUUGAUCGCAACACAAGCAAUCGUCUUCAGGUGAGAGCCUAUAUGAAAUAAAUGGCCCCUCGGUGUCUAUACAGGGUGGUGAGGCACAGUCGCAUAUAUGUAUAUAUAUGCUUUAUAAAUCCAAAUUGUAAUGCAAAUUGGUUGAUUUUCAUCAGAGUUCGUAAGAAGUGAUGACGACGGUUGAAAUUCAUGCAAUAUUUUGAAGUCAAAUGUAUAAAGUGCGGUGCGUUUGCGCGUGGCACGGCUCAUGCAGCGUUGCGUUUCCACGUCCCUGGAGAGAAGACCCAAGCCGUGCCGGCCCACGGACGCCCCCCCCCCAUCGCUAAGACAGAACAUUUACUCUACGCAUUGUUCUCCCACGGAACGCCUCACAGAGUCUCUAUUUUCAGGAGGGAUCCUGCCAAAUUCUCCCAGUGUUUGGGGCGAUGUUGCUGCUGUGUAAUUCCAUUUGAGUAAUUUUUCAGGCAAUUUUUCUGAAUUGAGAUGUUUUGGCCGAUGCAAUGUCAAGUUCGUCUUGGCUAUGGGAGAAAAGCCGAGAACCCGGAGGAAACCGAUGCAGCACAGGGGGGAGAACACACAACCCCCGCACAGGCACCCGAGUUGGGGGUUGAACCCAGGAGCCUCUGGAGGUGAAACGCGGGUGUUGCCCCUGCGCCGACACGCUGCUGCCCAUCCUGCACAUCAGCCGGCAAUCGCGAUCGGCUCUAAGUGCACGCCAAAUGUCCGAAAUGCACCUGCAACCAAGUCCCAGACUCUUGACACUCAAACGGGGCAUCUUGAUAAAAAGCCAAGAGCCCGCUUCAACAGACGUACGUCACGAAUGCAUCUGCAAUGGGGAACUGACACGAACUACGGCUCUUUAUUCCAGCAAUGACGAUCGACGAAUCGGUUGCAGUGGUGUAGUGUCGAGCUUAAAUCUGAUUGGUUGUUCCUGUGAGGCUCACGCGUGUCAGGUGGUUAUCGACUUCCUGGAUCUGUCCUUAAUGAUGCUUGGUGUAGUUUCAAGCAAAACGU
Lethenteron reissneri (Far Eastern brook lamprey) is the source of this 2782-nucleotide messenger RNA. RefSeq lists its product as uncharacterized. The record is from RefSeq and is a predicted model, not a curated record. Lineage: Eukaryota; Metazoa; Chordata; Hyperoartia; Petromyzontiformes; Petromyzontidae.